AUGGACGGACCUGCCGGGCGGCGGGCCGCCAAGGUGGGCCACCGCAAGUCGCGAAACGGCUGCACCAAAUGCAAGACGCGGCGGGUCAAGUGCGACGAGGUCCGGCCGGUGUGCAGCAACUGCUCCCGCCUCGGCCUCGAUUGCGCCUGGCCCACGGCUGAUGCGCCCGGCCGCUGCUCGCCACCACACCAGCUCCCAUCCCCGGCAGCCACGCGCCGCCCGGGACCGCAUGCCGCCCCGAUGUCUGUCUCCCAGAUCUCGCCCUCCCUGACACCCACGUCGGCCACAUCGGCCGCAUCGACCACGCCUCACCCGCCUUCGCAUCCACAGCCACAGCCACAGCCGCACGGGCAUUCCCACGCACACUCCCAGUCUCAUCCCUUGCACUCGCCCGGCACCUCCGCCACCGGCACCGACUUUGGCGACGCCAGCUCCGGCAACGGCCAGAGUCCCCAGGAGCACGACGCGCACAACUUUUCGGCCAUGCUGCAGCUGUGGUCCAAUGCCGAAGAGGCGUCCUCGUCCUCGUCCUCGUCCUCGUCCUUGUCGGCAGCGCCGUCCGCCGUGGCCACCGACGCCGAAAACGACUGCCUCCUGCCCGAGUCGCGCACGCGCCGCCUGCUCGAGCACCGCCUCAUGCAAAACUACCUCUACAACCUCGGCGUGCAGUCCCCCGCCUCGCCGUCGCAGGACUGGAACGACCUGUGGACCAAGACCGUGCCGCCGCUGGCCCUGCGCUACGACAACAUCCUGUACGCCAUCCUGUCCCUCUCGGCGACGCACAUGCUGCGCAGCGAGCCGCGCAACCACACCCUGUUCCGCGCGCGCCAGGCGUACCUGGUCGCCGCCAUGCGCGUCCAGCGCCGCAUGGUCGACACGCUGACGCUCGACAGCGCCGACGCCGUCUGCCUGGCCUCGCUCGUCAUGCUCGUCCAGUCCUUUGCCAUGCUCGACGAGCGCGUCAUCGACACCUACACGCCGCCCAUGGACUGGCUGCGCCUCGGCCGCGGCGCCGGCGCCGUCAUCUGGACGAGCAUCGAGGCCAUCCUCAAGACGGGCGAGGCCUCCAAGUCCGUCAUGCUGACCAUUGCCAACGCCCAGCCGCGCAUGGGCUUUGACGAGUCCUACUUUGACGCCAGCAACCGCGCGCCCUUUCGCGCCGUCCUGGCCCAGGACCUGCCCUCCGGCGACGACUGGGCCGACGCCGCCACCCGCGACGCCUACGAAAAGACGCUCAGCUACGUCGGCUCGCUGCAGCUGUCCAUGCGCCGCGGCGAGCCCGUCUACGUCCUGUGCCGCCGCGUCCAGGGCUUCACCAUGGUCAUGCCGCCGCGCUUUGUCGACUUUGUCAGCGAGCGCCGCCCGCGCGCCCUCGUCGUCCUGGCCCACUUCUUUGCCGCCGUCAGCAAAAUCUCCAAGCUCUCCCAGGCCUCCGGCGGCGUCUGGUGGCUGGGCGGCGAGGACAGCCGCGAGCCCAUUGCCACGCGCGAGGUGCGCGGCAUUCGCUCCAUUAUGCCCGUGGAGUGGAUGGCACACAUGAUCUGGCCCAUGGAGGCCGCAGGGCUGUCCUGA
This is a messenger RNA of Sporothrix schenckii 1099-18, 1572 nucleotides long. RefSeq lists its product as uncharacterized. The transcript has a single exon. The coding region runs from base 1 to 1572 and encodes 523 amino acids. The record is from RefSeq and is a predicted model, not a curated record. Gene Ontology annotation, biological process: regulation of transcription by RNA polymerase II. Gene Ontology annotation, molecular function: DNA-binding transcription factor activity, RNA polymerase II-specific; zinc ion binding. NCBI's taxonomy places the organism in Eukaryota, Fungi, Ascomycota, Sordariomycetes, Ophiostomatales, Ophiostomataceae.